Erythranthe guttata (spotted monkey flower) is the source of this 411-nucleotide messenger RNA. Lineage: Eukaryota; Viridiplantae; Streptophyta; Magnoliopsida; Lamiales; Phrymaceae. The record is from RefSeq and is a predicted model, not a curated record.
AUGGCGGUCAAGUAUUUCGGAGCUAGGCUGGUACUGAUCGUCGCGUUGGUGGCUGGAUCUGAUCUAUCUCAGGCUUCAUCAGCCACACCAAAGUCAGCUCCAACAAUAGCACCCGUGGCGGCGCCGCCCACGCCGGUGGCAACAACACCAUCAACCACCAUUACGCCGCCCGCAUCAUCUCCGCCGUCCGAUUCCCCCACCGUUUCUCCCCAUUCUCUUCCCACUUCCCCUGCCGGAGCACCUGGUCCCGCUACUCCUCCGUCGUCCAUCUCCACUCCUCCUGGUGUUUCUACUCCUCACUCCUCCCACCAUCAUUUUCUCUUAUCUCUCGCCUCCCACUGCCAAAUCUCUGCCGCCACACCUCUUCCAUCUCUCUAUACCCUCAGCCUUUCACUGCCACUCCGUUACUAA